Messenger RNA from Symbiodinium necroappetens, 805 nucleotides. The record is from the annotation of a GenBank genome assembly. Lineage: Eukaryota; Dinophyceae; Suessiales; Symbiodiniaceae.
AUGCUGGAAGAGCUACGUGUGGCACCAGCAGUUGGCAGGAAGGCGAUCUUCGACUGGAGCAUUGGCCUCGAGAUCAUAUGGCUCAUGCGAAUCCAGGGGCGAGCGCAGACUCUGCGAAAAUGUGAGUAUCGUGUGGGACAUAGCGGGCGUGAUCCGCAAGCUCCUGCGCAGGGUGUCGAUGAGAUGCUUAGAGCCAAGUUCAGGGGCCCGUUCGAGCCCGACCAGGUGUCAACAGAGCCGGCGGCAUUUGCUUCAAGCACAGGAAGCGUCUGGGCCUACUUCCGGAUCACAGACAAAAUCUGCUUCCUCACGUUAGUCUUGGUUUUCUUGCCCGCUGCACACUUCGUAGACGACUUUUACUACAGCCAGCCGUCCAGGUCGUCUGUGCCGAACGUACUCUUGGCAGCAGCUGCUACGACUAGGGCCUUCAUCUUCUGGUUGGAAGCAAUGGCCCAGAUCGCAUGCCUGAUGAUCGCCUCCCAGGUCCUGUCAGGAUACUCCAAGGACCCAGCCCUGACUAACCUGUUAGGAUGCCACAAGAAAGAUCCUGAGUUUGACCAAGCUUGGGAGCUCCUGUUCGAGCUCACGAAAAAGCCCAUGGACCCCGACAAACCCCUUUCCGAGAAGCUGGUCAAGCUUGAGCAGGUUGGCCGUGACCCGUUCGGAAUCGAGGUUACAUCUGACAACAGGAUUGCGGAGAAGGCAGGUCAAGACGACCUCGACUUUUCGCCAGUCCGAAAGGACGGCCAAGAUGCGGGGAUGUCCUUCGUGACUGGUGUGACAACGCCACCGUCUUCGCUGGACG